Molecule: messenger RNA, 701 nt
Organism: Apis dorsata (giant honeybee)
Lineage: Eukaryota; Metazoa; Arthropoda; Insecta; Hymenoptera; Apidae
Exons: 2
Coding region: 210-608 (132 amino acids)
Source: RefSeq, a predicted model, not a curated record
AGCAAUUCUAUUUCAACGUUCUCUUUGCAAUUAACAACAAGCUUUGUAAAAUAAUAAAUGUACAAUAACGUGUUCAUAAAUCUAAAUACAUUUUGCGAAAGAAUUUCAAUUGAACUAAAGUUGGUUAAAGUUUCAACGAACAACCAAGAGCGGAAAUACUCGUUACGAGAUCUUCUAUGCGAAACGAACCACUUUAUACCAACUAUUAGAUGCUUAACAAUCGCUUAACGCUCAUAACCGCGAAUACUAUCAUAAUAAGAAGCUUUAUAGACGCGUGUUCAUCAAAUCUCGCGAUUCAUCUCUACCCUCGAGGUGGGAUUUCGUUCAAGUGGAAUUAUCAUAAACCGGUUCGAGAUCAUUCUCCAUCCAACGAUCAUGUUUCAUUGCAAAUUCUGUAUAUCGAGUAUGAUUGCAUUGAAAGUUUCCUAAUGGGCGAUGGAAGAUAUGAAAAAUGCAGGAUUAUGAGAGAACUGAAAGAAGUUAAAUAUAGUUCUGAAAAUGCUGACCAUUUUAUAGUGUCUCAGAGGAUUUUAAUUAUUUAUAAGUCCCAGCAGGAUUGUAAACAUAUUUGUAUGAGCAACGCUUUAAUACAAGUGGUAUUACAGUAGCGUAAGGACAAUAAAGGGUUAUAAAAUGUUGUAUAUUUAAACGAAAUUAUUUUUACAUCCUAUAUUUAACUAAUUUAAUAAUUAAAAGUUUGA